UACGCCCGAAUAACCCGAAUUUAUUCAGGAAAAAUGAACACACGGUGUUACAUUUACAUAGUUGUAUCCUGGUUUUAGUGUACUUAAAUUAUAAUAGUUCACUAGAAAAUCGUUAAUUUUUUUUUAGAUUAUUUUAAAAUUAACUGAAAAAAUUUAAGUUAAAACAAUAUUGAUGAUUUUUCUAGUUGUAUUAAACCCGACUUCGCUAGGGAAAAAGUUUUAUCAUAUUUUGUAUUAAAUUUAUUUUAUUUUCCUGGGCAGAUACCAUCACUUGUGUAUUGCCUACUGUUUUAUCGCUUAAUAUUCGGUGGACGGAAUUCUAUAAAACUAUACUUGUAAUUUGCUCCGUGAUUCCCAAGAUCAUUUACAUCGAAAAUAUUUACACAUAUAAACAUGUUAUUUGGUUACACACGCACACACACACAUACAUGAUACAUACAUACAUACAGAUAGAUAUAUAAAUAUAUUAUAUAUACUAUAUAUAAUAGGAAAUUGGAAAAUUAGGCAUUGAUGAACUUUAAUGAACCAAAGCAUUAAAAGUAUUAUGUAUAAAAUGUUACUAAUAAUACUAUUAAAAAUAACUUCCGUUUCGUAAAAAUAUAUCCACUUCAUGGAAUUUGUAUUUAUUUUACCAAGUAACCAAGUAAAAAGAAAACGCUUUCCAUUUUAGAAAAAGGACAAUUUCAUCAUGUGUAUGUAGCAUAUAUGUAUAUAAUUCUAUGAUGUUUGGAGAAAAAAAAUAAUAAAAAAUAAUAAAAAUAAUCGAUUGAAUAAGUACUAAAAACUUAAAAAUUUAUUUUUUCGCUUUUCUAAAAUUAUCAUAUUUAAACAUCAACAGUUUUAUUUGAGUGCUACUAUAUUAUACUCGUAGUAUAUACCCACAAGUGAAUAGGGAGUUAAUAAAAAUUCCGACUACGCUACCACUGCUAUUGCAACCACACACCCUCUCAGCUACUAUCGAUUUAUACGAGGCUCGGUCCACCACCCUCGUACCGGAGUAUAAUAAUAUAAUACUUUCUCAUACGACACCGCCACCGCUAUAUACUCGCGCUUUCACUUUCAAUAUCGUCUGAUCAGCCCAGCAGCCGACUGAAAGCGCCUGCGUAAGUGUACAAGCUGCACAACAUCCGUCGGUCGAUGCCUGUUCGACUAUCAAUCGUUCCUGUACCCAUGAAAGCUGCAACAAUUGUCCAUCCACACAAUCAUCGCGCACGCUCCCAUCAACAUCAUAACAUUAUCUUUCAAUUAAUCUUCAAACGGUUAUUAACGAUGGUCAACUUCUUAUUGGAAUGGGUUUUGAAUCUUAUUUGCAGCAUAAGAAAAAAAUUACAAGAUAAUAUGGAUGAAGCCAAUAGAUACGUCAAACGUUGCGUCUCACUGCACUUUAUAUCUAUAGAUAUGGAUCAGACCAAGUGCAUGAUAGACGUGAUGAUUUUCAAAAAUAUGGAGAAGUUAGUGGAUCGAAUGCAAGACACGGUCCAUGGCAUCUCACUACGUCGAGAUAUCACGUUGGAUUACAUACAUCCAUCCGUUUUUACUGGGGCUGAUUUGGUAAACUGGAUAAUGUAUUAUACAGAAAUUGUGACCACAGAGAAUGUGUUGUACCUGGCAAAUCUUUUAUUUUCAUAUGGUUUCUUUUUCUCGAUCACUCGUCAACAGACGAAGGUGACAAAUGACGAACAGCACUGUUACCGUUUUCAAAGAGUUUUUAAAAGAAAUAGAAGUGAUAUAUACAAACUCAAACCUACUCACAAUGAAGAAUUUUUUCGUCAGCCAAGAUAUCCGAUCGGACGAAACAGUUUUGAAUUACUUGAUCUAAUUCCUACAUAUAGUCGAGAAACCAAUCAACCCAUUUUCAACAUGACUAACACGUCGAACUGCGUGUUAUUUGAAGACACUAGUAUCCAAAUGAAUAACUGCAAAAACAAAAAUAAUAAUAUUGCUAAUGUAAACACUAAUUUUCAGUUAAGUAAUGAACGCGAAUCGUCUGUUAGUAAUUCUCAAGACUUUGAAAAACCUCCUGAAAUAUUCAUCCACUGUGUCAAAAGUGAGGAGUUUGAACAGCUAAUAAUCGACAAACUAAGACAAAUAGAUGAUUCUAACAAUUUAAAUUUUAUUGCUUCAUUUAAUCACCUAAAAAUACAAAUGACUCAACCAGAAACUUACAGGAAGACUAUUCGUUACUUGGAUGAUAAUAAUAUACUGUAUUACACGUCAUACAAAUCACUCAAGAAUACCCAAAAAUCAUUCAGGGUUAUAUUGAGAAAUUUACCUCCUGUUACCAAUGUCCUAAAGAUUAAAAAAGAAUUGGAGAUAUUAGGUUUUUCUGUUCGCCAAGUAUUUAAUAUGAAACACAAGAAGACGAAUGUUUCUCUACCAUUGUUUACCAUCGACCUUGAACCGUCUCAUAUAAACGAAGAAAUAUUUAGGAUCGAUACUCUUCUAAACAUAGAUGUUGAAUUUGAAGAACCGUACAACAAAGGUGCAGUUGAUCAAUGUGAAAAUUGUCAAGAUUUUGGCCAUGUGUGGCCCGACUGUGUUUUCCAAUCCCGCUGUGUGCGUUGCGGAAAAAACCAUGCUUCAUCAGAAUGUACUGAAGCCGAGAAUACUCCAGCGACGUGUGCAUUAUGCGAAGGUGAUCAUCCGGCCAACUACAAGGGUUGUCGUGUCUAUAAGAUCUUUCGACACUUACGCCGACAAAUUCCAGAUGAUAUCGUUCGGUCCGCACGUCCAGUUCCCAAACCAAAAACUCCUGAUUUUUGGAUAUCUAGCAUACCCCAACCUGGAGAUUAUCAGUAUGCUGUAUACUUGUGCAAAAAACAAAUGGAAGUAAAAGACCUUUCAGACAUGGCUGACUACGAAUACGAGCGCUUGGAGUACCUCAAAAAAGUUUAUUGCAGUGAAUGGGGAAAUAUAAACAUGCAAGCAGAGACAGAAAUAAAAAUAGCUCAUCAAGAAUAUGAUCGCUAUGAAAAAGAAGUAAUGGACACCCAAGAAUGUGCGUUUUGGGACUUACAUAGACCCAAGUCACCUUGUAAUAAUCUGAAAGUUCCACUGGAUUAUGAAAAACUUUUGGAGUUCAAAGAAUUAACAGAUUGGGAUGAAGACAAAAUCAUAGAUGCAUACAUUGAUGCUACAUUAGCUACACGUAACACAUAAGUUCUAAUAAAAUCUACAACUUAAAAUAAAAUUUUCCUUCAUCACUUUUAUACACUUAAUCGUGGUUUGUAAAUUGUAAUGUUUAUGAUAUAUUAAAAGCUUGUCUAUUAGGAUAAGGUGUAGUAUUGUUGAUAUUAGGUCAUGCUAAAAAAAUCCAAGAAACAAAACCGUACAGUUUUAUUUUAUUACCAAUAACCAAGUUACGCACAUACAAUUUUUAUGAUAGCUAACUCUGUUAAUUUGUUUAUGGUAAUGAAUAUUCAUUUAUUAUAAAAAAAAAAAAAAAAAUGAAGAGUAUUAAACCAAUACACCACAAUGCUCGUUUGUUAUCAAACAAACAUACCCUAAUUAAGUAUAUCUAAAAAUUAUGCUUUAAUUUCAAACUUAUAAAUUUGAAUAAAUAAU
Molecule: messenger RNA, 3564 nt
Organism: Rhopalosiphum padi (bird cherry-oat aphid)
Lineage: Eukaryota; Metazoa; Arthropoda; Insecta; Hemiptera; Aphididae
Exons: 9
Coding region: 1138-3159 (673 amino acids)
Biological process (GO): regulation of G protein-coupled receptor signaling pathway; intracellular signal transduction
Source: RefSeq, a predicted model, not a curated record